Darwinula stevensoni is the source of this 1162-nucleotide messenger RNA. Lineage: Eukaryota; Metazoa; Arthropoda; Ostracoda; Podocopida; Darwinulidae. The record is from the annotation of a GenBank genome assembly.
AUGACGAACGUACGGCCGUUGAAACUCCCUCCCGUCUUCUCCCCGACCAGGUCUUCAUCGAUGGAAAUGAGUGGGACCGACCCGGGGAUCCUGUGCUUCCAGCACUGCGAUAAGAAGACGAAGAUCUUCUGCUUCUCGGUGCCGUCCACGUGCCCGGUGUGCGGCUGCGAUCUCGUGAACUCCCCGCUGCGCAUCCCGCCCUUCCGGAUCCCGUACCCCUUUGGGAGGGCCAGGGACUUCCGCUGCGCCGUCGUCAUCAAGCCCACACAGGGGAGCUUCCUCAAGGACUACAAGAACUCGUCAGAUCUGCACAUCGGGGUGACGGAUUCCCGGGGGGAGGUGGUGGAGUAUGAUCGGAAUGGGGUGAAACGAGGAGAUUGGGAACAUUGCCUCCCUGUUCCCAUCUUCCCCAAAAAGUCGUCUUCCCUUUCACUUCCUCAAUCUCAUUCCUUUGUUCUCAAAUGGGACUCCACGCUGCAAAGCAUGGCCACCUCUCCUCUCUGGACCAAGGACAAAUACAUGGAGAAGAGCCACAACUGCUACGCAUUCACCUUGUCCUUUCUGGGAAGCCUGAAGUUGGAGCGGCUUAACGGAGCGACCAGUAACCCGACGGAAUUCUGUCAGCGCUUCAUCGUCCCGCAGACCACUGCAGCCGGGAAGUACAUCACCCUGUACCGACGUCUUUCAGAAACCGGAGUCGUCGUCCACAGAUGACGCGCGCGCGAUCUCUUUGUGUCUGCAGUGAGAUGUGGUUAGGAAAUGGAAUCUCUUGCUUUCUUCUCACCCUACUUCCCGUCAUUGUGUGAAGAGCCAUGGUUUGAUGCACUACUUGGUUGGACUGUGUGACAGCAGGAAGCGAGGCUUUUCAUUCCUGAUCUCGUUGUGUUUAAAAGGGUGCCUUUUCAAAGAAAGAGGAUCAAUGGUACUUCCGGAUGGGAUUCACAUCCCAUCUGCUUUCAAGAUGGAAGAAUGCGGUUGAUAAUCUAAUGGGAGACCCAAUAUUUUAGAUUAUUUGGUAUAUUAUUGCAACUGCUAUGUCCUUUGUAUUCAUGCACUUUACCCAUUAGGUAUAUGGAAUUUGUAACAUGCACUACCAAUUAGCCUUAGUCGAAAUGGUUGAUGAUGAUUAUCAUUUUCAAAUGAUAUCAACUUAUACAGCCAA